Lachancea nothofagi CBS 11611 is the source of this 2172-nucleotide messenger RNA. The record is from the annotation of a GenBank genome assembly. Lineage: Eukaryota; Fungi; Ascomycota; Saccharomycetes; Saccharomycetales; Saccharomycetaceae.
AUGUACUCCUCCAGAAGAUCGCGGUCGUCUAUUUCCAUUUCUCAGCAGAGAAUGAUGUCGCAUUCCAUGGCUGGUUUGUCGCUCGAACAACAAAAAAUGCUAUACUACAUCGGUGUAGACGUGGGCACUGGUUCCGCCAGAGCGUGUAUCAUCGACAGCAUGGGUAACAUCCUGUCAUUGGCCGAAAGACCUAUCCAGAGAGAGCAACUAAAGCCCAAUUUCAUCACACAAUCUUCGCAAGAAAUCUGGCAGUCUGUGUGCCACUGUGUUAAAUCAGUGGUGCGCGACUCCGGUGUACCCCGUGAGAAGAUCCACGGUAUCGGCUUCGACGCCACUUGCUCGCUUGUGGUAGUUGAAGAAGGUAGCGACAAAGAGGUUGCAGUGGGCCCCGACUUCUACAACACAGACCAGAACAUUAUUCUAUGGAUGGACCACAGAGCCAUCGAUGAAACCGCACAGAUCAACGCAACCGGUGACAAAUGUCUCAAAUAUGUUGGUGGCCAAAUGUCCGUGGAAAUGGAGAUCCCCAAGAUUAAGUGGUUGAAAAACCAUUUACCUGAUGAUAAAUUUAAGAAAUGCAAGUUCUUUGAUUUGGCCGAUUACUUGACCUUCAAGGCCUCCGGAAAGGAGACCCGUAGUUUCUGCUCCACUGCGUGUAAGCAGGGCUUAUUGCCAGUUGGCGUCGAGGGCUCCACUGAAGGGUGGUCUCGCGAUUUCCUCAACGAGAUCGGCCUCGAGGAGCUAAUCGAGGAUGAUUUCCGCAGAAUCGGUGGCUCUGUCACAAAUUCCGACAAGGGCAAAAACUUUUUGAGCGCUGGUGAAUUCAUUGGUGCCAUCGACGAGACUGUGGCCGAAGAACUGGGUCUUUCCAAUCACUGUGUUGUCGGUUCUGGUGUUAUCGACGCCUACGCCGGCUGGGUCGGCACUGUCGCCGCUAGGACAGAUGUUCCAAUUCCUGCCUUAACAAAGAGUGAUCAAGAUAAAGUUGGUAUUGAUCGCGCCACCGGUCGUCUUGCCGCUGUUGCAGGCACAUCUACGUGUCACAUAGCUAUGUCGCGUGACCCGAUUUUCGUGGACGGUGUAUGGGGCCCUUACAGAGACGUAAUGGCCAACAAGUUUUGGUGUGCCGAGGGUGGUCAAAGUUGUACCGGUGCGCUGUUGGCACACGUCUUAACGACCCACCCUGCAUAUACCGAACUGUCGCAGCUGGCUGACGCCGCAAGUGUUUCGAAGUUCGACUACUUAAACUCAAGACUAGAAAUGUUGGCACAACAACAAAAGGCCCGAUCCGUGGUUCACUUGGCCAGACACCUCUUCUUCUACGGUGACUACCACGGGAACAGGUCUCCCAUCGCCGAUUCCUCCAUGCGUGCUGCUAUAAUUGGUCAAUCCAUGGACAACUCUAUAGACGACCUAGCAUUGAUGUAUUUGGGUGCUUGCGAAUUUAUUGCACAACAAACGAGGCAAAUUGUUGAAAAAAUGACUGCUUCGGGACAUGAUAUGUCAACUAUUUUCAUGUCGGGAGGUCAAUGCCGUAACGGUUUGCUAAUGAGGCUGUUAGCCGACUGCACCGGCUUGCCAAUUGUCAUUCCAAGGUACAUUGAUGCUGCUGUUGUGUUCGGGUCUGCUCUACUAGGUGCGGUGGCAAGCGAAAGCUUCGACAUCAGUGGUACCAAGUCUGCCCUUUCUGUAAGUCGCAAGUCUUCUAUCGCUGGGGACAUGUCUCACAACACACAGGGCAAGAAAUCCGCAAUGUCCAAGUUCGGGAACUUUGGUGGGGACGACUUGCCAUCCCCAUACACUGCUCCAUCUGCCACUGCUAGCACAGCUCAAAUCGCCUCCACUGUGGGAUUUCCGUUCCCUACUGCUGAUGAAGGUCACCAUUACGAUGAUCAAUUCGACGAAACAGAAGAAGGUGGAUCCGAAUUAAACUUCAAAGCUCAGUCGAAGUGGAAGAAAGACAUGGAAGACCGCAUGAAGGGGAGAUCCUCGGACAACGGUGAUACUAUGUGGAAUGUGAUGUACAACAUGACUGGUGGUGGUAAAGUUGUUCAGCCUUGUCCUGACGAUAACCCUGAUCGUAUGCUUUUGAACACCAAGUACAAGAUUUUCUUGGACAUGGCAGAGACGCAAAGAAAAUACAGACAGAUGGUGGACGAAGUUGAGAAAUGA